Messenger RNA from Perca flavescens (yellow perch), 3973 nucleotides. It is a transcript of the gene lrrtm4l1, whose product is annotated as leucine rich repeat transmembrane neuronal 4 like 1. The record is from RefSeq and is a predicted model, not a curated record. Gene Ontology annotation, cellular component: plasma membrane. The transcript has 3 exons. Gene Ontology annotation, molecular function: protein binding. Lineage: Eukaryota; Metazoa; Chordata; Actinopteri; Perciformes; Percidae. The coding region runs from base 538 to 2238 and encodes 566 amino acids.
CCAUGCUCGCCAAUGCACUGCACAGGAGCCCCUGACAGUGCCCGUGCCUGCUGCUUGGCGUCUCUGUCGCUCCGCUGGAUGUUUGCGCAGAGGACACCUGCCUCCGCCGCUGACUACACCGAUCCCCGCGGCAAAACCCACCUCGUUUCCACCUCCUAACUUUUGCAGCGUGUGACGUUUUUUUUUUUUUUUUUUGUCGUUGUCGCGGGCACCUGUUCCAAGACUAUGUUUCUAUCGGAUGAAAAAACCCUGUAGAGCCCGGGCGUUUGACUUCCAACUUGGCACUUGGAUGGAUAUUUGUGACAGGUCUGGAAAGUUGCCCUGCGUCAUGGAGCAUGGGCGCAAACUUUAAGAGCUUUUUUUUUAUAAUAGGGAGACAGUUAGAUUAGAAUGAAGGCAGGUGAGUCACCCCUCGCGUGAGAGGCAGAGCUCCGGGGCUCUCCAGGUACUGGGAACCGAAAGGCGACACGGACGAAGUCGUGAUCUGUGCGGCGGAUUGCGCCACGGAGGACGGAGGGAACGGACCGAUGAGACAACAUGGGUCCAAUCCUGUGUGAUGGACGACUGACACACCUACUCUUCCCGCUCCUCCUCCUCUUGCGGGCUCCCCUGCUGUUCAGCUUUAAUGAACGCACCUGUCCCAAUAGCUGCCGAUGUGAGGGGAAGACAGUCCAUUGCGAUUCAGCUGGCUUCUUAGAUGUCCCAGAAAACAUUUCUGUAGGCUGCCAAGGCCUCUCCCUGCGCUACAAUGAACUGCACACCCUGCUGCCAUAUCAAUUUGCUCACCUCAGCCAGCUUCUUUGGAUAUACUUGGACCAUAAUCAGAUUUCAGCUGUCGACAGUCGAGCAUUCCAGGGGGUCCGCAGGCUUAAAGAGCUGAUACUAAGCUCCAACAGGAUCACGUCCCUGCACAAUUCAACAUUCCAUGGAAUUCCCAAUCUUCGCAGCCUGGACUUGUCCUACAACAAAUUGGAAAUCCUGCAGCCUGGUCAAUUUCAUGGCUUACGGAAACUGCAAAACCUACACCUACGCUCAAAUGGUCUCUCCAACAUCCCAAUUCGAGCAUUCCUGGAGUGCCGAAGUUUGGAGUUUCUGGAUUUGGGCUACAAUCGAAUCAAGGCUCUUACCCGUACGACCUUUUUGGGGCUACAGAAGCUGAUGGAGUUGCAUCUGGAGCACAACCAGUUCUCACGGAUCAACUUUUUUCUGUUUCCACGCUUAGCCAACUUGAGAUCACUCUAUCUGCAGUGGAACCGCAUUAAGGUGGUCAACCAGGGCCUUCCUUGGACUUGGUAUACACUGCAGAAACUUGAUCUGUCUGGAAAUGAAAUCCAGACCCUGGACCCGGCUGUGUUCCACUGCUUACCCAACCUUCAAGUCCUCAACCUGGAAUCCAACAAAUUGUCCAAUGUGUCUCAAGAGGCGGUGUCAGCAUGGAUCUCAUUGACCUCCAUCAGCCUCGCUGGGAACAUGUGGGAUUGUGGAACUGGCAUAUGCCCACUUGUGGCUUGGUUGAGGAAUUUUCGGGGAAGUAAAGACACCACUAUGAUAUGCAGCAGCCCAAAGUAUCUCCAGGGAGAAAAAAUUAUGGAAGCCACGAGGAACCAUGGUAUUUGUGAGGAAACUGAUUACGUUCUGACUGAAACACCCUCACCAAUGUCAGAGCUCAUUUCUGAAGCUACCGGGGAACUAACCUUUGCCCCUACUAGCGGCUCUCCACCUAUGCCACCAGCCAGCACCUUUGGUCCUGUCCCACCAUUUAAACCUCGACCGAUUCCUCAUCCUACCUUUCCAGGGCAAAUGAGCAAAGACCCAAGAGACUCAGUUGCUAGCACUCGACCCACUCUCAUACCACCCCCAGAGUUGGAACACAUGACUCUGCACAAAGUAGUGGUAGGCAGCGUGGCACUCUUCUUCACCAUGUCCCUAAUCUUGACAAUUAUCUAUGUGUUGUGGCGGCGCUAUCCAGGUGCAACCAGGUUGCUGCAGCAGCGAUCCAUGGUGGGGCGGAGGCGUCGCACAAAGAGUCCGGAGCCAGAGCAGAACCUGAGCUCCCAGCUCCAAGAGUAUUACAUGAGCUACAACCCUGCUGCCACGCCAGAGGCAUUGGAGGUGCUAGGAAAUGGCACUGGUUCCUGCACAUGCACAAUAUCUGGCUCCAGGGAGUGUGAGAACGAGUACAGGUGCCCACGCCCCCUACCCGGUGCCUGGCUGGGAGAUGUGCCUACCAUCCAUUAACCCCUAAAAGGAACUGCUUUGGAUGGUGCAGCAAACCACGAGCGUACAGGAGAGACAGAGAGAGAGAGAGAGAGAUACAGUAUACAGUGAAUCCAUCAAAAUCCUACUCCCACAUGUCACAUUCUAGGAUACAUUUAAAAUGGUCCUCCACGCUAACAAGGGCAACCACUGACCACGACAAAGAGGAGAUAAUGUUUUUUUUUUCUUCUUCAGAUUUUACAAUCUCUUAUUUUUUUGGCCUGUGGUCUUUGGUCAUCGGCUUUGCUGCAUUCCGUCAUGCUUCAUCACGACACGUUCAUCAUCCAGACACAGAUGGUUGUGGAAUUGCAGUCCCAUGUUGAAUAGCAGAGCCUUGGAAGUGCACCAGUGGAUGGUUAACACCAACAUGGGAGCUUAUUGUAUAGACUAUAAUAGCUUAUUGUCUCCAUGAGGACAGCGUGGCAUUGUUUUAAACACAGGGCGCGAGACUGUACACAUUCAAGAGGGUUUAAAAAAAAAAAGUGUAAACUGAGCAAUGAAUCACUGAUAAUGAAAAUGCACUCAACAGGUGGCUCUGGCCGCUCUGCUAACACAGCUGUGUAUAAUUUAAAGUGGGUUUCCAUGUUUUGAUGCCAUGUGAAGCAUCAUGUUAUCACAUUUCAAUACUUUUUAAGAAAGACUAAUCAAAGGCUAGUAUGGUGUUAAUGUGCCUCACUGGAGCAGAAACAUUCCGAAAGGGGUUUGUGUGCACCUGUCAGUAAGGAAUCAUCUGCUCUGUCAGGUGGAAAUCAAGGCAGCAGCUGGAACAUUGUUUGAACGCCGUGAAAAGCAAACUCCGCCAGCCAAUGACCUUUGGUGAUGUUUUUUUGUUUGUUUGCUUAUUAAUUUUUUAUUUUUUUUUAAGAACACUUUUUCUAAGUUGUUUCUAAUUGCAAUCAAAUCUCGACUCUCUAGUUUGAUUUGAAGGACCGUAAGGGCAAUCGGAAGCCAAAAGAGGGAAAAAAAGAAAAAGCUCCUAUAAGGGGGGAAAAUGUAAUUUUCUGAAAUUAUAAUGUUGUUAAUGUUGUACUUUAUGGAUAUGUGUUUCUGCCAUUUUCAACACCAAAUACCAAAGAGCCAAAUGGAGCAUUUUUGGCUCGCCCAACCAGGGGUUGUAACAGAUCCAGGAUUUGCUCCCCAAAAAAGAAAUCCGCGAAAAAUCAAAAGAAGCCUCAACUUCCCUCACAUCCAGCAGUGCUGCGUUGCCCAAUUGGCUUCUUCUUUUUAUUAUUAUUAUUAUUUUUUUUAUUUUAUUUUUUUUAUGUGUGUAAUGUGUACGUCUUUGUGAACAAAUGAUCUUGCAACGACAGUCUUCAUUGGUAAGAUCUUGUCUGAAAGACAACUUCGAGCACUGCUCACAUGUUAGGACUUCUGUUGAAUACGUGCUUCACAUUCUCCCCUUGAAGAGACUGCAGAUGUUGCUGUGUGCACUCCGCGUGUGCUUGUGUUUCAUACGUUAUGAGUUCUGAAUUAUAUUUGAGAUGCACUGAGUUGUGAAUUGUUUGUUUCAACCUUCAGACAUAAUCUUUCUACACCGGAAAAUGAUAAUUUUCUAUUGUAAAUUUCUGUCCCCCCUCUCCCACCCCUUGAAUUUGUUGAUAUUUAGUAUAAGCAGCUGUAUUCUUUAUUCACUUUCAACAGUAUGUUUUUUAAUGAAAAUAAUGACUUUAUUGGUGAGCAAUAUGGAUUCGUCAAAUUAAAAUAUUCAUUAAUCAUU